Coprinopsis cinerea okayama7#130 is the source of this 1827-nucleotide messenger RNA. Its product is annotated as long-chain-fatty-acid-CoA ligase. NCBI's taxonomy places the organism in Eukaryota, Fungi, Basidiomycota, Agaricomycetes, Agaricales, Psathyrellaceae. The record is from RefSeq and is a predicted model, not a curated record. The transcript is spliced from 20 exons. The coding region runs from base 1 to 1827 and encodes 608 amino acids.
AUGACUUGGACUCCCAAACGCACCCUCGAGGAAGUAAAUGCCCUUCUGACAGCCCCUGGGGCUACGCAUGAACUCGAGACGCGUCUCGUGAAUGGGCGCCUCCAGCGCGUUUAUAGAAACCAAUGGCCUUCCCUUCGAGUGUUCUGGCUAUGGGCAGUCUCUCAACAGAAGGAUAAUAUCUACCUUGUCUACGAGAAGCAGCGUUACACCUUUGCUCAAGUUCAUGCUCGUGCUACCAAAGCGGCCUCAAUGCUUCGCCAUGUCUACAAUGUCCGCAAAGGUGACCGGGUGGCAAUCUGUGCCAGGAACUAUCCCGAAUAUCUGGUCGUCUUCUGGGCUUGCCAUCUCAUUGGCGCAGUGAGCGUGCUGGCAAAUGCGUGGUCCCCGUUGGAGGUUCUUCAGCAUUGCUUGAUCCAUACCCAGUGCAAGGUUGUGGUCCUGGAUCCUGAACGCGCUGAUCGCUUGGAGCCGGGUAUCUCACGGCUUUCAACCGAAGCCGGAACGACAGGGGUACUUGUCAUCGAGGCUCAUGAAGGCAAAGGUCGUUGGAAUGGCAUGCACAAGUGGGAAGAUGCAUUGAAUGCGUAUGUGGGACCCCUUGAUGCAAUCACCUCUGAUCCUGCGGUUGGCCCAGAAGACAACGCUUCGAUUUUGUUCACUUCUGGAACGACUGGGAUGCCAAAGGGGGUCCUCAGCACUCACCGUCAGUAUCUGACCAAUGUCAUGAACAUUUCUAUCGGGAGCCUUCGAGCAGCUUUGCGCCGAGGUGAAACACCUUCAGCAGGACCUGUACCGGGCCCCCAGAAAGGAAUCUUAAUUUCGGUUCCCCUGUUCCAUGUGACAGGAUCCACGAGCCUGGCAGUAUGUACUCAUGACCCGGAAAGGCGCUCAAGUGACCUGACGCGGCUACAGAUGCUGGGCACCCUUACCGGGAUGAAAAUUGUUCUGAUGAGAAAGUGGAUUCCCGAAGAAGCUGCACGUCUGAUCAAGGAGGAGAAUAUAACGGUCGCUGGAGGGGUUCCCUCUAUGGUUUCAGACCUUGUCGAUAGCUCAAGCGCCGGGCAGCCAUUAGAGGCGCUCAUGUUUGGGGGUGCACCGGCCCCGAACUCACUUCCCCCGAGGGCCCAUAAGGCAUUCCCCAAUGCGGCUUUGAGUCAAGGAUAUGGGUUGACCGAGACCAACAGUGUCGCUGUCGGCGUAGCCGGAGAGGACUAUUCUGCACGUCCGACCACAUGCGGUCUAGCGACUCCGGUCAACGACGUUAUUAUCGUCAAGGAUGGGGUUGUUCAACCGCCGAACGCUAUCGGCGAAGUCUGGAUUCGCGGCCCAAACGUGAUGCAAGGUUACUGGAACGACCCUGUGGCUACUGACAAGGCCUUGACGAAGGAUGGCUGGCUACUUACAGGAGACUUGGGCUACCUUGACGAGGAAGGCUUCCUUUACAUCCGAGAUCGCAUCAAGGACAUCAUUAUCAGAGGGGGUGAAAACAUCGAUUCGGUUACCGUGGAGAAUGCUCUGUACGCGGAUGAAUGCGUUCUAGAGGCUGCUGCAGUCAGUGUUCCCGACGCACGUCUGGGCGAGCUGGUUGCAGCUGCAGUCACGAUCAAACCUCCUUACUGGGGCAAGGUCACCGAAGCAGAAUUGGUGAAGCAAGCAGCCAAGUCCUUGCCCAAGUUCGCUGUUCCUGUCAUCAUCGUUGUCCAGAGCGAGCCAUUCGAGCGCACACCAUCAGGCAAGAUUCUCAAGGGUCAGAUACGGGACAUUGUGCGAGAAGCUUGGAAGAACCGUCUAGCGGCUAGUGGAGGGGGUGCAUCAGCUAAACUUUGA